AUGGACAGGAAGAAAAGCCAGUGGCAGAUGGUGCUGGCUCCAGACCCAUGGGGCCUGCCCCUUGCUGCUGAGAAGUCUGUGACUGGCCUGGGGGCCAAGCUGGAGGGGGGCUCUUUGCCCUGCCCGCCGGCCUGCGUGUGCGCCUCCGAGUCCCGGCACAGCGGCUGCGAGGGCCGGGGCCUGCGGGCCGUGCCCCGCGGCUUCCCCGGCGACACCCGGCUCCUGGACCUGAGGCGCAACCACUUCCCCUCGGUGCCGCGAGCCGCCUUCCCGGGCCUGGGCCGGCUGGUGUCGCUGCACCUGCAGCACUGCGGCCUCACGGAGCUGGAGGCGGGCGCCCUGGCCGGGCUGGGCAGCCUCAUCUACCUCUACCUCUCGGACAACCAGCUCGCCGGCCUCCGCGCCGCUGCCCUGGAGGGGGCCCCCCGCCUCGGCUACCUGUACCUGGAGCGCAACCGCUUCCGGCACGUGCCCGGGGCCGCCCUGCGCGCCCUGCCCAGCCUCUUCUCCCUGCACCUGCAGAACAACGCCGUGGACCGCCUGGGACCUGGGGACCUGGCAGGCCUGCCAGCCUUGCGCUGGCUCUACCUGAGCGGCAACCGCAUCACCCAAGUGUCCCCCGGGGCAAUAGGCCCAGCGCCCGAGCUGGAGAAGCUGCACCUGGACAGGAACCAGCUGCAAGGGGUGCCCACUGGGGCUUUGGAGGGGCUGCCUGCCCUCCUGGAGCUGCAGCUCUCGGGGAACCCGCUCCAAACCCUGCCAGACGGGGCCUUCCGGCCCGUGGGCCGCUCACUGCAGCACCUCUUCCUGAACAGCAGUGGCCUGGAGCAGAUUUCUCCCAGGGCCUUUUUGGGCCUGGGGCCCUGGCUGCAGAGCCUGCACCUGCAGAAGAACCAGCUGCAGGCCAUGCCUGCCCUGGCCCAUCUCAGCCAGCUGGAGCUUAUCGACCUCAGCGGCAAUCCCUUCCACUGUGAUUGUCAGCUGCUCCCGCUGCACAGGUGGCUCAUGGGGCUGAACCUGCGUGUGGGGGCCGUCUGUGCCGCCCCUCCCAGCGCCCAUGGCCAGAGGGUGAGGGCUGCAACUGCUAUCUUUGAAACCUGCCCUGGCAGAGCUGCCAGGAAGGCCAAGCGGAUGCCUGCCCCCAGGUCUGGUGCCAGGAGAACCCGCGUGAAGGGACGACGAUGACGGUGGACAGCAGACAAGGUGGGGGAGAAGGGCCGCCUCUGAGCACUGGAGCAGGCCGGCCCUGACCUGACCCUGCCCGGGAGGCUCUUACUCUCUUCAGGAACAGGAUCCGAUGAGAUCUUCUCUGCGGCCUGCAGGUCAUCCUCCAGCAGGGGCUUCUUGGACCCCUGUCUGAGGGGCCGAGUCUUGGUUGGUGGUAUUCUUUUCCCUUUGAAUAAAAACAGAAUGAAACCCAGCA
Molecule: messenger RNA, 1423 nt
Organism: Leptonychotes weddellii (Weddell seal)
Lineage: Eukaryota; Metazoa; Chordata; Mammalia; Carnivora; Phocidae
Source: RefSeq, a predicted model, not a curated record